Cajanus cajan (pigeon pea) is the source of this 1031-nucleotide messenger RNA. Lineage: Eukaryota; Viridiplantae; Streptophyta; Magnoliopsida; Fabales; Fabaceae. The record is from RefSeq and is a predicted model, not a curated record.
UCUUUUUUCCUUCAUUUUAGUAGAGAGAAAAAGAAUAGAGGAAUGGGAGAGCUUAGGAUCAGAAGCGAUUUAGUAGAAAAUGAAUUAUGGCCAAAGAAACCGACUCUAAUUAAGCCUAUUCCUAUGAGAGCUCAAAGUAAUGUGUCUAUAGGGUAUGGUUCAUCCUUUCAACCAUGGCAAAAACCCUCCAAUCCAGUUAAUGAGCUUGUCACCAUUCCAGAAAACGACAAUCAUCUUACAGAGGAAAACGCUUCAAUUAAUGAUCAUAACACAGCCAAUGAAGCCCAACCAAACAUUGAGCAUGAAACCAAGAAGAAGCUCAAGAGAAUCAUUUCAAACCGACAUUCUGCUCGAAGAUCGAGAUUGAAGAAACUUGCAUACAUGGAGGAUUUGGAAAACAUCGUGAAAUCUCACAAGAAGAAAAUAGAGUUCCUGAAUGAACAAAUUGCAGAGCAAGAAAAGGAGCAGCUAUUGUUGCAAAUUGAGCAUCAUACAUUGAAAUACCAUAUGGCUGCUCGUGAAAAGCACAGAAUACUUCAAGAAGGCACCCACUAUCCAUCACCAUGAGGCAGCUACUCGCAUCCUCAAGUACAUCAAGAAUGUUCUAAGUCAAGGUUUAUUUUUUUCAGCUAAUUCCUCCCUCCAUUUGAAGGAUUUUAGUGACUCUGAUUGGCCAAAUGUACUCAUCGCUCCAUUGUUGGCUUUUUGUAUCUUCCUUGGUUCCUCCCUCUUCUCUUGGUGAUCGAAGAAACAUACCACAAUCUCAUGUUCUUAUACUGAGGCUAAAUAUUAUACCUUAGCAUUGACCAUGUAUGAACUACAAUGGCUUACAUAUCUAUUAUAGGAUGUUAUGGUGUCAUUCAUUAGUCUAGCCUUGUAUUAUGAUAGUCAAUUUGUUUGUCAUAUUUCUAACCCAAGCUUCUAUGAAUGCACCAAACACAUUGAAAUUGAUUAUCACAUUGUUUAGGAAAAGCUUGAAUCUUAGUUCUUUGAUCUACUCUCAAUUUCAUCUAUUAAUUAGAUUGCUUACU